GUCUCCACUGCCAGAUUCUGAUAUCGUCUUAUCUGAGCCUUUCGACCUACCCUUUAGUGCUACCUACCACUGUCCAUCGUGACCUUUUUCAGCCUUGCGCCACUGCCAACAAAUAAAAAGUCUUGCCUCUGGUCAAUAUGCAGGAACUCAUUUCUUCUCCGCCCGCCUUUGUCGAAAGAAAGAGAAAGAUACUUGAACAACUUGCGAUUCCAGACACAGAAUACACGGAUGCUUCACCGAAAGGCUCUGUAGAUGAGGGCAUCAGGGAUCUCAUUGAUGAAAUCAACCGGCAAUCCGGAUUUGUCACUACCAGCAGCUGUGCAGGUCGUGUCAGCGUUUUUCUUGAAGGACGGAGAGUUGCUGACACUGAAGGACAAGAUGAACGGGUAGCAGGUGUCGGUGGAAAAGGUGCUGGGGGAGCUUGGCUGUUCGUUUCCCAUGACCCAGUACCUGACAAGGGUGAUGGAGGUACGGAUACAGACUGGAGCAGUUUAUUUGGACUCCAGGAAUCUACAGAGGCACAGGAGACAAUUGGAGAAGUGAAAGAGAGAAGACUUGUCCACUUCAAGUACGAGGCAAUGAUCCUCCAUGUUCUCACAGCAUCACCCGAACACGCUCAACUACUUCUGCGUUGCGGCCUUCAGGCAGGGUUUCGCGAGUCGGGUGCCCUCAAUAUCAUCCCGAAUGACAAGGAUGCUGCCACUCCUAUGGUGGCUAUACGGACAAUGGGACUUGCCUUCGAGUCUCUCAUCGGGCAGCAGAUUGAUGGGCAUCGGCAACGCAUAGUCUCACCCGAGUACCUCCAGACCCUCGUCCAGAUUGCCAAUGAACGCUUUAUCGAGAAUAAGAAGCGCAUUGAACGCUUCCAAAAUGCCUUCAGAGAUGCUGUCGCUGCUCCAGUACCACGUCUAAACCCUGAAGGACAAGAAUGGGAGGACGCUGCAGCGAGAAGAGAAAGGAAGCGUGCCGAGGGUCUGCGAAAGAAAGCCGAGCUGAAAACCAAGCAAGAGACAGAACCAGAAUCAGACCGCGCCAACUCAGGAAAGGAGGAAGAUGCAGGACUGUUUUUUGAGAUAUAAGUUGUACACUUUGAUUUCUCAACCCUAUUUUUCCCGCUAUCAAUGCCGUAAUGUACACGUGCAUACCUGUCUGGGUAUACCAGAGCCCAUCGCCUCUAUAUCUCUAUAGAAUCAUUCUCCAUUCCCAUUACCAGUUUCCCUCAAAUCUCUACGAGACGACCUUCUCGACCCAGCUCUUCUCAAGUUUCUUGACUUCAGCCUUGAAGCUCUCCACCUCCUGCCAACAGUCGAGCGGCCGUCGGUCAUGCUCUCGCAGACAUCGAAUGACUUCAUUGCGCGCUCCCUCAACGCUCUCGGGCAGAGGACGCACUUGUUUGCGUGACUCGAGCUUCUUACGCAUGGCUUCAAUCUCCUUGCUGACGGUGUACUGGCUCGUGCUGUUGUCAUCUUUAAAAUCGGCGCUGGCGAGUUUCUCGUGUGCUAUUUUGAGAGCUUCGGCCUCUUUCUGCUGUAGCUUCUUGAGCUCUUCGGCCACACGGGCCUGGAGCUGGAGCUCGACUAUCUUGGAGCGAGAGGCAUCGGUCUAUUUAGAAUCGAGAGAACGUGCAUUAGCUUCGAUUGACGCCCGUGGAAAAUACAGUCGUUAGACGUUGCGGAUAGAAGUACCUCAUUGCUGGAUUGUAGUGAAUCAACGAGAUCUUGUGACAGUCCAUUAGGCGCUGAGCUGUUUAUUGGCAAGCUGUUAGUCGCUGUUUGGAACAUAGUAGCAUGCCCUCCAAAAUCAGAUAAACUCACGCCUUCCACACAUGUGAGGAGAUUGGUUUCGACUCGCUGGAACCCAUUGUGUCGACCGCAAUGGCUGUACAACCGAUGUCAAUGCCCGGCUCGAAAUUUCCGGCGUUAUUCGGAGCGGCGAUCCGUGGCUGCCUGAGGUUGCGAUUCCAUCCGGUCAAGCGACGCCUCGUGUGGCGCUUGAGUGUGGCACCUCACCGGCGACCGAGAUAUUACACCACAUGCCACUUGUACUGUAAUGUAAUUACUGGUAAUGCAUGACAUUGUCCAAGCAGGCUUGAACACAGGACGAUGUCCGUGCUACUUACGAUGAUGAUUCAACAAACAUACCACUAUCGGCGAUCUAUCUUCCACAAACAAUGAUAAACUCAUAACACCGGCCAAGCCCGCGCUUAUUACGAUCUGAUGUUGGGGUAAGAUGGCCUGUUCCAUGAUCAUAGCGAUUUGCAGAAGCCAAUGCCUGCUGAUGCAAAGAAUGGGAAUGUCACGGCGACCCAGCUUACGAAGUCCUGCAGUGCUGUAAGGUCGCGGCUUGACCGGCCGAUAGGACUCAAGGAUUAACGCAAGCAUCAGGUUCAGGACAAUCUCAAGGGCCUUGAGAUUUCCAUUCCUAGAAUCGAGAUAGCACCCGCUCGUGGCACUGUAUACAUCGGAUGUAGCUUACCAAGGCAUCGGAAGCGAGCAUUCAGGCACUAGAUAAUUUUAUCUGUGACGCCAAGACAGUCGACCUGAUAGACAAUGUGCGCCAAAGGAUCAAGAGCCUCGUGGGCCUGGAUAUCCAGCGGUCAUUUUUCCGUUAUCAUAAUUCCAUCAACCACAGGACGAGAAAAUAUAAGAUUGCGGGCCGCGUUUGACCCUUGGUAAUGAUGUUUGCAGGGAGCAUCUCUGAAUACCUUGUUGAUUGAGGCUUUUGGUCAGCAUUGGCAAUCUGUCGUGCUAAGCGAGGAGACGAAGCCUUGAGUUGAGAAGUCUUGGUGAAGGAAGAAGCAUGGGAGCUGUCAUCGUGGUUGUGGUUCAUCCUCAUGGUUUGCCGUGCAAGCCGUAGGAUGUUUCAGUCAGGCCAUUUUCAUCCACUCUGAGCAGGAUUGCGUCAGAGGAACAAUGAGACGAGAAACUGGAAACCGAUACGUUUAUCCAAACAUCAAACAGGAAACUUUUUUUUUAUCGUCUGGAAACGUGUCGCGGCGGUGCUGAACUUGAGCUUGUGAUACGAGAGUGAGCGUUCCUAACCGGAUGCCUCUAAGAGCAU
Messenger RNA from Fusarium verticillioides 7600, 3060 nucleotides. RefSeq lists its product as hypothetical. The transcript is spliced from 3 exons. The record is from RefSeq and is a predicted model, not a curated record. Lineage: Eukaryota; Fungi; Ascomycota; Sordariomycetes; Hypocreales; Nectriaceae. Gene Ontology annotation, molecular function: tRNA methyltransferase activity. The coding region runs from base 138 to 1079 and encodes 313 amino acids. Gene Ontology annotation, biological process: tRNA methylation. Gene Ontology annotation, cellular component: cytoplasm.